AUGAGUUCAAAAGAUAGUCAAUAUUUAUAUCUAGCACAACAACUACAAACAUUACAAGAAAAUUUGCAAAUAACGAGAAAUGAAUUGAACACAAUGUCCACACAGUGUAACACUCAUAUAGUUAAUCAAUUAGGUAGAAUUCACACAAGUUGGUUCAAAUCAACAAACCAAUGGUUAGGUGUAGAAUUAUCAAAGAAAAAAUGA
Molecule: messenger RNA, 204 nt
Organism: Arxiozyma heterogenica
Lineage: Eukaryota; Fungi; Ascomycota; Saccharomycetes; Saccharomycetales; Saccharomycetaceae
Gene: HSK3
Product: Hsk3p
Exons: 1
Coding region: 1-204 (67 amino acids)
Biological process (GO): attachment of spindle microtubules to kinetochore
Cellular component (GO): DASH complex
Molecular function (GO): microtubule plus-end binding
Source: RefSeq, a predicted model, not a curated record